AUGACAACGACACAGGCAGAGUGCCCACGAUGCUUUUGCGAGGCCGAUUCCAUUCCGGGCGUAACAAAAUACAAAGAAGCGGUCCUCCGCAGAGUUAAAAAGAAUAAUCCAAACUUUGGAAGGUUUUUUUACGGAUGCGAGAGAUUUGGCAGGAGCGACGGUCCACCUGCGUGCGAAUUUUUCAAAUGGGUAAACGCUGGUAAUGGUGAAGAAGACGCUUUGGAGACGGGACAAUUACCUCACCCUGUUCCAAUAAUGAAUGGAGGAACUAGUGUGACGGCUGUACAUUCAUAUAACAUAAAUGACUUGAAUAAACCUAUUCUCCCCACGAAUUGCAGUGCACCUCUUACCGGGUCACUUUCAAACCCUUCUAGCGUUUCUUCGCUGGCUGCUACAAGGUUUCCAUCCGAUUCUCCGUCGAUACACACACCUAAAUUAUCCUCCGUCGUACCAAACACACAUCUAGAACACACUCUGCUCUCCCACAUUCGUAGGCAAGAUCGGAUAAUUCUUGCAAUGACAAAAUCGAGAAACUAUAUGCGCGAGUUUGCUGCAAAUCUAGCAAAACAACGAGACGAAAAGGAGAGAGAGUAUAUGGAGCUUCACAGAAAAUGGACAAACCUGCAACGAAAGUUGGGUGAUCUGGAUAGGCUGAAUAGAUCGUUACCAUCGCCCCUCUCCGAUGACGCCAACAUCAACAUUACCGUUACUGAUUCCAGUAAGUUGGACUCUAUCAACAAUAUCAGCAGGACUGAAAAAGCAAGUCAAUUUGAUAGCUUUGAUGCAUUGGACAUUCCUUCCAACGUUGUUGAUUUCGACGAGGAAGACGAGAAUAUCGUUACCUCUAUUACCACUACCAUUACACCACCACGUUUUCUUACACUCCCGUCAACGUCGACAUUCACAGCAUUUGGCAAUCUUAACGAAACCACAGAUAAUGGAAGCGAUGUUGAAGUCGAGGGACGGUCGGGAGGUGGCUUGCUUACAGUCGUCAUGACAGGUACGUGCCAUAUACGCCGCGUAUCGAUUGAUGCUAGUCUGCUUGAGGACAAGCACAUUCUGGAAGACUUUGUGAUGGCUGCGUUCAAUGAUGCAAGGUGUAAAUUGGGUACACCAGCUGAGGAAUAUUCAGGCAGAUUGUUGAGCCGUUCACCACUAUCAUUGGGCUUCAAAUCGCCGUUCUACAGAACGGAACGAGAACAGCAAACGGAGGAAUCUCGCCCUGCUUCACUUGACAGGGAAAAUGAAAAUUCAACGAUAGUAAAUUCACGACUGUCAAUGUCCGCAGAGUUUGACAGCCUUAAGGAGAAAGUGAAAAGUUUGGAAAUAGAAAACGAUAAUCUGAAGAAACGCGCCAAGAAACUCUGUUCUACUAUAGAGUUGGAGAAAGAGUCCCUUGAACAAACUAAUUCGGAUCUAUUGAAGAAAGUAGACUUUCUUCAAACAACUAAAAGCCUCGUGGUGACAAAACUUGAGGAGUUAGAGAAGGAAAAGAAGAUAUUAAAUUCCAAAAUAACUUCGCUUGAGGAAGACAACGAAAAACUCAAAGCUCAUGUAGAUGCGCUUGAGGAAGAAAAGACGAAAUGCAGAACAAUAUGUGAAGUGGAUGUUGGAGAAUUUAGAAAGCGGGCUAUUGAAGCGGUUAGAAAAGCCGAGGGUGCGAUAAAUACGACAGCGUCACUGCAAGAAGAAAUAGACGAAUUAAAACUCAAGGUUCGCGAAGUGGAGGCAAAAAGAGAUUGGUGGAGAGUACAGGCGGAGAUAAAGGAUAAGGAUAAUGAAUUGCUAAGACAAGAACGGGACUUUGCCCGUGAAAUGGAAGAGAAGUAUUUGAAGGACUUAUUAGAAUGGAAAAGCAAGGCUACGGCAGGCGCAGCGUGA
Molecule: messenger RNA, 1881 nt
Organism: Paraglomus occultum
Lineage: Eukaryota; Fungi; Glomeromycota; Glomeromycetes; Paraglomerales; Paraglomeraceae
Source: the annotation of a GenBank genome assembly